Molecule: messenger RNA, 3557 nt
Organism: Dermatophagoides pteronyssinus (European house dust mite)
Lineage: Eukaryota; Metazoa; Arthropoda; Arachnida; Sarcoptiformes; Pyroglyphidae
Product: discoidin domain-containing receptor 2-like
Biological process (GO): positive regulation of phosphatidylinositol 3-kinase/protein kinase B signal transduction; multicellular organism development; positive regulation of neuron projection development
Cellular component (GO): plasma membrane; signaling receptor complex
Molecular function (GO): ATP binding; protein tyrosine kinase collagen receptor activity; collagen binding
Source: RefSeq, a predicted model, not a curated record
AUAUGACAUUAUUUCUAAGACCCAAAAUCUUUAAUUUGACACACGCAUAUACAGAGCAGAUAUCAUACGAAUCAUCGAAAUAAGUGGAACGAACAGAAUUUUUCUUUUUUGUUGGUCAAUGCUGUCAUUAUUAAAUUCGGAUAAUCAUCAUGAUGAUACGUCGAAUCGUCGCCGCUAUCGUUCAUCAUCAAAAUUAUUUUGGACAUUUACAACAAGCUCAUUUUUUAUUGCUCAUAUGGUUGUCAACAUUUACAUUAUUAUUCUGGAUCAUAUCAAUACCAUCAGUCAAAUGUUCAAUGUUGAAUUCCGGAAAUGUUCGACAACAACCAAAUAUUCAACCAGAUUUUCAUUCAAUGACUCUUUUGCAUUAUGAUGAUAAUGUUGAUGAUGAACAAAUGGACGAAUCAUACUUAUCAGAUGCUGCAUUUCAUCAUAUUGACAAGAAUAAUAUUAUAACAACAACAUAUCUCUGUGAUAAAGAUGGUUCUAUCGGUAUACAUGCAUUGGGUAUGCAAUCUGAAUCAAUUCCAGAUUCAUCACUAUCUGCAUCGUCAGCAUUCGAAAUGUUACAUGUUGGUCCACAAAAUGCUAGAUUGAAUAAAGAUAAAUCUGGUGGUGCCUGGUGUCCAUCAAAACAACUUGGCCCGGAUACAUCAGGUACUGAAUGGAUACAAGUAGAUUUAGGUUCAUUACAUGUUGUUACGGGUGUAGCAACACAAGGUCGUUUUGGUAAAGGACUUGGACAAGAAUUUACUGAAUGGUAUAGCCUUUAUUAUUCACGUCAAACAAUUCCAGUAAAAUGGAUCAAAUGGAAAAGUUUAGAUGGUCGUACAAAUUUGGAAGGAAAUAUCGAUCCAAAUACUGUACGAAAACAUUAUCUAUCAAUACCAAUGGUAGCCGUAAGACAUGUAAGAAUCGUGCCUGUAUCCAAUCACACUCGAACUGUGUGCCUUCGUUUUGAACUUUUUGGCUGCUCUUAUCAGGGUCCAAUAUCAUAUACAUUACCCGCCGCUCAUGAAGCUUUAGCUAGAAGAAAUCUUAACCAACUUCUUGAUCUUUCUUAUGAUGGUUCAAUGUCAUCGACAGGAAUUUGGUCCGGAGGCUUAGGACAAUUGACCGAUGGGAUUAAAUCGUUGUCGGCAAUAAAUUCAAAACAAAAAAUUGUACAAGAACAAAAUUGGAUUUGGGUUGGUUGGCCUCGUAUUGAUGAUGGAAGUGAAGCAUCUUCAGUUACUAUGUCAUUUGAAUUUGAUCAAGUCUAUAAUUUUACAAGUAUAAGCCUUAAUUGUCGUCAGGAUUUUGAUAAGAAUAUAAAAGCCUUUGCUAGUGCUUUGUUAUGGUUUUCAUUGGACUAUCAACGUUGGAGCCAUUCAGCCAUUAGUUUUGAAUAUCAAUCCAAUUUUGAUGAUAAUCAUGAUGCAAUCGACCAAUCCUCCAGAGACAUAGUUAUUCCACUUCAACAUCGUAUUGGACAAUUCAUAAGAAUCGAGCUUAUCUAUACUGGUGAAUGGCUUCAAUUAAGUGAAAUAUCAUUCGAUUUUAAUACAUUACCAUCGAAUUUGACAUUUGAUCAGAAAAAUCAACUAUUUGAAUGGACUCAUUCAGAAGCAUAUGCUAUUUCAGCUGCUGCUGCUGCUGGCAUUAGUACCAGUAGUGGAACACGAUAUAAUAUGAUGUCUGGUCAUGAUAAUGUCAUGUUACAUAAUCAUUCAUCGAAUAAUAUUGGUAAAAAUAAAUAUCCAAUUGGAAAUGAUAAUCAAGAAAGUCAAGCAAUUAAAUAUUCAUUGAUUAUUGCCUGUCUUUGUACACUAGGUCUAGUCAUUAUUUCAUUAUUAACAUCAUUCAUAUUCAAAAAACUUAAUCUUCGUAAGAAUAAUGUUUUUACUGAAAUUUCCGAUCCAAGUGAUAUGGAAUCAGAAAAUGCUGCUAUUAAUAUGAAAAAUUUACCCAAAGAAAGUGGUGGUGUUUGUACUUCUGGUAAUGGUUCACCAUUAUAUUGUAGUCCAAAAGAAAUUUGUUCAAUACAAGAUGAAGCUGAAUAUGCAAUACCUGAUGUUAUAUGCCCGAAUAAUCUGUCAAGAACAUUAGCAUUACAUAGUAAUAACGAUAAUCAUAAUGGUCACCACAUUGUUACGACAGCCAAUUCAAUCGUAUGUAAAACGAUCAACCCAAGAUUUUAUGCUUCAUCGGAUAUUAUACAUGCUAAGCAAAACAUUUAUGGUACAAGAAUUCAGCCACCAAUUCGUAACAUAUUAGAUGCUAGUGCAUAUUUUCGUACAAUCAAAAAUGGUUCCAUACAAAAUGUUUUACAUCAACGACAACUACCAUUAUUGGAUACGUUUUGUAAUCCAAACAACCAACAUGGUAAUAUUCCAAUGAAUUGUACACCUUUACGUUCACAAAGAUUUUAUUCGAAUGAUUUUAUUAAUGGAACAUUUGGUGUACGAAUAUAUUCUGAAUCUGAAAUUGGUGUAAUUCAAAGUUUGGGCAAAUCCAAAUAUGGAGAUAUAUUAUUGUGCAAUAUUCCGGUAACUACUUCAACAUUAGCUACUUCUACUACAGUUUCAGCUAAAACCAGACUUGUUAUUGUACGAACAGUCAAUGAUCUUGUAUUGAAAAAUGAAUUUAUCGAAUCAAUGGAUUAUCAACGUAAAAUUUCACAACAACAUAUCGAUACAUUUGCACGUUUAUUAGGAAUCAUUGAAACGCCUACAUAUUUUGCAUCAAUAAUCGAAUAUGGUGAUUGUGAUCUCAAUUAUUUUUUACGCAAGUCUACCACGGAUAUCCUGAGUUUUGAUGCAUUGUUGUAUAUAGCCAGCCAGAUAGCUAAUGCCUGUGUACAUCUGGAAUCGAUAAAACAAACACAUCAAGAUUUAGCUACACGUAAUGUGAUUAUUUAUGAAAAAAAUUUACUAAUCAAAAUAACCGAUGGUGCUGUUAAUAUGGAUAAAUAUAAACAUGAUUAUUAUAAUGGUUUACCGAUUCGUUGGAUGAGUCCUCAAUCGAUUGUUCAACAAGAAUUUGAUAGUUAUUCAGAAGUUUAUUCAUUUGGUGUUUGUUUUUGGGAAAUAUUAACUAUGGCUAAAUAUCGUCCAUUUAUUGAUCUUACUGAUGAACAAUUUCUAGCUAUGAUAUAUGCAUACAUGAAUGAUGGAGAAACAAUGGAUCAUCUACCUAGACCAGCACAAUGUCAAAAUAAAGAAAUUUAUCAAUUACUGCAGGAAUGUUUAGAUCCUGAUCAAAAUCAAAGACCAACAUUCAAGGAGAUUAGUAUAUUCUUACAACGUAAAUCAUUAAAUUUUACAACCAAUCAUCAAUUGGCUCAAUAAUCUGUUUAAAAUUAUUUUUCAACCAAAACCAAAACUAGUCUCAAACAAGAUUCUCAUUACCAAUCUUUGAUAUGCAUAUCAAAGUGAAUGAGGGGUUAAUUAUUUUUCUAUCUCUAUCAAUAUUAUCAAUGAACUUAUCUCCCAUUUUUUUCUGUUGUUUUGAAUAUACACAUUUUGGUUUUUCUGUGAUAAACACAAUAUCAACAACAAAACACACACACACACACU